UGGGCCACACCUACUCCCCAUUCAGAGCAAGGAUCAGCAGAUCUUGGUGUCUGCCUCCACAAAUCCUCCAGUGGCUUGGAUCUUCCCAUGAAGGUGGUGGAUAUGUUUGGAUGCUGCUUACCAGUUUGUGCAAUACAUUUCCAGUGUUUACAUGAACUUGUGAAACAUGAAGUAAACGGCAUGGUGUUUAUGGACUCUGAGCUUGCAGAUCAGCUGAAGAUGCUUUUCUCAGAAUUUUCCAGUCCUGAUAACAGACUGAAGCAGUUCAGAAAAAACCUUACAGAAUCAAAGCAGCUUUGCUGGGAUGAGAGUUGGGAGCAGACACUGUUCCCAUUGUUUACUCACACUUGUGGGGUUUGGUCAAAGACUUGAAUUCAAUAAACAUCUUUUUUUUUAGUUUUGUUUUUAGGCAAUUGGGGUUAAGUGACUUG
Molecule: messenger RNA, 431 nt
Organism: Phascolarctos cinereus (koala)
Lineage: Eukaryota; Metazoa; Chordata; Mammalia; Diprotodontia; Phascolarctidae
Source: RefSeq, a predicted model, not a curated record